Necator americanus (New World hookworm) is the source of this 657-nucleotide messenger RNA. RefSeq lists its product as uncharacterized. The transcript has 2 exons. The record is from RefSeq and is a predicted model, not a curated record. Gene Ontology annotation, cellular component: endomembrane system. The coding region runs from base 1 to 657 and encodes 218 amino acids. Gene Ontology annotation, biological process: intracellular protein localization. NCBI's taxonomy places the organism in Eukaryota, Metazoa, Nematoda, Chromadorea, Rhabditida, Ancylostomatidae.
AUGCUUACAAAAGCUUUGGGCAGGAUCCAAAGAGCAACUAACUUGUUGACCACUCUUAGCCUCAGCUCUGUCUCUGAUCAUACGGCCUUAGUUUUUAACGAGUAUCCAAAUGGCAAGCCAACGGUCUUUAUUGUUGAUGUCGUACGUAGAGGCCCUGAUUCUCCACAAAAGUGUCUUUUCUGCGCUCGAAUGGAUUUCGGUUAUAUCGAACGCCUCCACAAGGAUAUGCUUGAACGUGAAACGCGGACGAAACAGUCACAUUUCUUCACAGAAUUUCUGGCUUCAAUUAGGCCACUUGCGGAAAAUUUUCUCAACUGCCCACUGGAUUUGAAGAAGGAGAAGGUGGAUUUCGUAGAAGUGCAACUGUUCAUAGACGCUUGCGAAAACAAGGAGAAUGUAUGCAAACCGCAAGUGGCCACAAACCUUCAUAAGGUGUCUUUCGAUAUUGAGAUCCGUGCACCUGUACCAUCGAGAUCUAAAGUUGGAGCGGUCGUAAUGGCUGUAAAACACCAUUUAAUUAGGAGUCCGACCGCAAGAACAGAGCUACAAUAUGAAUCAAUGGAUGUCGUGGAGGAGAGCAGCACGGCACCUUGCUCCGUACAUCAAAUGCCCCAUCCUGCUACAACUGUUAAAACAUUAUUCUGCGACAAUUGUUAG